This is a messenger RNA of Theobroma cacao (cacao), 2270 nucleotides long. RefSeq names its product P-loop containing nucleoside triphosphate hydrolases superfamily protein. The record is from RefSeq and is a predicted model, not a curated record. Lineage: Eukaryota; Viridiplantae; Streptophyta; Magnoliopsida; Malvales; Malvaceae. Gene Ontology annotation, molecular function: ATP hydrolysis activity; ATP binding.
GCCAGAAACUGGCGGGAAAUGUUAAAAACCAGAGCCCAAAAUUGAAUAUCUUCUUCUUCGUUGCAACCAAAAACCAGGAAAACAAAUAACCAAAGAAACAUUAAAGAAAUGGAAGAAUCGAACUCGAAAGAGAAAAAAAUGUGUUGGAGAAAAGAAGUGGAUCAGAACCUGAAGCGCCUACACUCGCUGCUCUUCGGCGCCGAGCUCUGCCUCGAGAAGCGGGAUUUCGCUGCGGCUCAGGUCCUCUCGCUUCGACUCCUCGGCUUCCUCGAUUCUCACUCUCAUUCUGAAGUUGAUGAGGCCUUCACUCGUCCCAUACGUCGCGACACUGUGUCUAAGCUCGACUCAGCUCGGCGUGCCCUCGUUCAAGAAUCUGAUCGCCGAGCAUUUGAACAGGCAGGCAAAGCUCCUGGUUGUGUUUUUGGCAGGAAAGGAGGUGUUGACAUUGACAAAAUUAAGCAAUCAAAGUAUUUUUGUGCACUGCUUCAGCAAUCUAAGGGAAAGGCUGUAAAUGAAUUGGGAGGCCAACAAGACAGGCAAGAUAAGUUGAUUAGCAAGCCGUCAAAAGUUACCACACAGGCAAAGUUGACAUCUUUGUAUGGAAACAAAAUUACAAGGGCAAAUAAUUGCUCAUACAAGAGUUCUUUGGACUCCAAAACUAACAGUUCUGAAGAUUGUGUUAUAGUGGAAAAGGGUCAUUUUAAUCGCAACCUUCAUAGGGGACACAGUGUUUCAAUAUUUUCCAAAGUUAAAGAGGAAGAAAGGGCCCAUGUAAAUACCUCAGGGACAAAGCGUGCACACAUAGAAAUCAGUAGCCCUAAUUCACCGUCAAGCAAUGAAGAAGCUCAUGCUGAUAUUUCAGGGAACGGAUUUGUAACAGCAAGAGCAAAACUGGAAAUGGAUGCGAGGCAAAAACGAGGGCUGGCUGGUUCUCCAAGUCCUUCUGCCUCCCCACAGAGUGAUACCAAUUUCAAUACUAGAGGUUAUGGUGCAAAAUCCUAUGGUUUUACUCGCCGUGGAGUUCGUGGUAAUUUUGUUCCCCCAAUAAGAUCAAAUGGGGGCAGUGUUGGAAAUGUGACAUCACGAAUUGGUGGAAAGGGUGAUGAGUCAUUAGAUGAUUCAACAAGGACAUGUUUGGAAAUGCUGUGUGGUCCUGAUGGUGAACUUCCUGAAAAAUUAAGGAACUUGGAACCUCGACUUAUUGAGCAUGUCAGUAAUGAGAUUAUGGAUCGAGAUCCAAAUGUUCGGUGGGAUGAUAUUGCUGGCUUGGAGCAUGCCAAAAAAUGUGUGACAGAGAUGGUCAUAUGGCCUCUAUUACGUCCUGACAUAUUUAGAGGCUGUCGCUCUCCUGGGAGAGGUCUUCUUCUCUUUGGUCCCCCAGGAACAGGCAAAACAAUGAUUGGGAAAGCUAUAGCUGGGGAAGCCAAAGCCACCUUUUUCUACAUAUCUGCUAGUUCAUUGACAAGCAAGUGGAUUGGUGAGGGUGAAAAGCUAGUGAGGGCGCUUUUUGGGGUGGCCAGUUGUCGUCAGCCGGCUGUAAUUUUUGUUGAUGAAAUAGAUUCACUUCUAUCUCAGCGUAAAUCAGAAGGUGAGCAUGAAUCAAGUAGAAGACUCAAGACGCAGUUCCUCAUUGAAAUGGAAGGCUUUGAUAGUGGCAGUGAGCAGAUUCUUCUUAUAGGAGCAACAAAUAGACCUCAAGAGCUUGAUGAAGCAGCACGGAGAAGACUUACCAAGAGACUCUAUAUUCCCCUUCCUUCAUCAGAAGCCAGAGCCUGGAUAGUACGUAAUCUCUUAGAGAAAGAUGGAUUAUUCAAGCUUUCAGAAGAAGAUAUUGGUGCCAUAUGCAAGUUAACUGAAGGCUACUCAGGAUCAGAUAUGAAAAACUUAGUGAAAGAUGCAUCUAUGGGUCCUCUUAGAGAGGCUCUGAGGCAAGGCAUAGAAAUUACAAAGCUGAAGAAAGAGGAUAUGCGGCCAGUAACUCUUCAGGACUUUGAAAAUGCGUUACAAGAGGUCAGGCCCUCAGUUUCUCUGAAUGAAUUGGGUACGUAUGAAGAAUGGAACAAACAAUUUGGAAGCUUAUCACUCUAAAGAUUGAAAAAAGACUAGAAAGAAAAUAGAGGACAUUAUUUUUUUUCCUUUUCAAGUGGCAAAAAAAAAAAAAAAGAACCACAGAGCAGCAUCUUGCACCGGUUACAUUCAUCUUUUUCUAUCCUGUAUGAAAAUGGGAAACAUACUGCUUUGAUUUCUAUUAUCCUGAGGGUUUUCUGUUA